Molecule: messenger RNA, 516 nt
Organism: Drosophila takahashii
Lineage: Eukaryota; Metazoa; Arthropoda; Insecta; Diptera; Drosophilidae
Source: RefSeq, a predicted model, not a curated record
AUGAGGUUUAGUUUGCUCAUUGGAACAGUUCUCGGUAUGACAGUUACUUUCAAGUUUACAAACGUAAUCUGCAUGAGCUAUAAUGAAUCCUGGUUUGUGUUUCACAACUGCCGUCUAAAGGCCGUAAGUAGAAGCAGAGUCUUUCUGAAUUUAAACGGAACUAUACUGCAUAAGGUUAAUAUGAUUCACGCUCACUACAAAAUGUUCAAAAGAGAAAGUGGCUACAAACCCUGGUUAGUAGACAAAAAAAUUGAUUGCUGCAAGUUCCUUCGCAGAAAUGAUGACCCAGUUUAUAAAAUACUCAAUAGUUUCUUUAAACCGUUUUCCAAUCUUAACCACUCGUGUCCCUAUGAGGGCCCAACAAUUCUGAAGGAUUUUUAUCUGAAGCCUGAACUAUUAGUACUCCCACUUCCAACAGGCGAUUAUAUGUUAUCCAUAAGAUGGUUCUAUAACCAGAGGCUUCAAUAUGACACCAACGUUAGUUUUUCGUUCGUUGAAGAUCUUAGAACUCAAUAA